GAUUGCCCGGGAGGGACUUUCACCAAAGGUGCUGUGGCUGCGGACAACGUGAGGUGCUCAGAGAUCGGACUCAACAUUCUUAAAAAAGGCGGCUCAGCAGUAGAUGCUGCCAUCGCUGCACUUCUGUGCACCAGCAUCAUGAACCCGCAGAGCGCGGGGAUCGGAGGAGGCUCCUUUUUUACCAUAAUGGACAGUUCUGGUGAUGUGACAAUCAUCAACUCCAGGGAGACCGCACCGUCCAGUGUGAAAUCUGAUCUGCUGGACUCCUGUCCUGAUAAACCUUCAGAGGCUAAUGGAAGCAAAUGGAUUGGAGUUCCAGGGGAAAUUCGAGGCUAUGAAUUGGCUCACAAACUUUAUGGAAAACUGAAUUGGACAGAUCUGUUCAACGAGACCAUCGAGCUGGCAAGAAAUGGAUUCCCUAUUCCUCUAGUCCUAGGCUCCUACCUGCCAGAGAUUAAAGAAACUGAGUCCCUGCGGAAACUAUAUUCAUAUGAAAAUGGAACCUUGAUGAAGACUGGAGACGUGAUCAAGUUUGAGAAACUGGCCGACACUUUGGAGCUGAUUGCAAACAAAGGACCGGACGCCUUCUACACCGGAAGUAUAGCAAAGGAUUUAUUCAAUGUUACAGGAGGAAACCUCACACCGGAUGACUUAAAGUCAUAUAAAGCAAUAGUGAAUAAGUCAUUGGAUGUCCCUGUGGGAGAGGAGUACCGCAUGUACAUACCUCCACCCCCAUCAGGAGGAUCACUCCUCAGCUUCGUCCUCGACUUCAUGAAAGAGUAUGAAAAUAAACCAGCCCAUCAAUUUGAUGAAAAUAAGACCAACUUUUAUAACCUCUAUGUUCAAGCUCUUAAACAGGCCAAUGAACUAAAGAAGAGUAUUCGGGAUCCACGCUUCGUUCCACAAAAGGCAGACAAAAUGGCAAAUGUUAACUCAGUUAAGAACAUACUGGACAACUGUACACUCAGCAAAAACGACGCCUGUUAUGAGAGUGUGGGUACCACACACGUGUCUGUGGUGGACCAAUAUGGAACAUUUGUCGCCGUCACCAGCAGCAUCAAUGACAUAUUUGGCUCCAAGGUUUACUCUCCAAACACCGGAAUCCUCCUCAACAACCAGCUGCGGGACUUUUGUGGUAGAAAUAUUUCUAAUAUCGCUAAAGGGGAGCAGCCCCCCUCCUCCAUGGCCCCUGCUGUGCUGAAGUCAAAGUCGAGGACGCUGGCGAUUGGAGCGAGCGGUGGGAGCAUGAUCACGACUGGAAUAGCCUCUGCUCUCAUCAACCACCUUUGGUUUGGGAAGAGCCUCAAGGAGGCGAUUGAUACUCGCGUUGUCUAUGUUGACUGUGAAAACAAAAUGAAAUUAGAACCCAGCUUUGACAGUGCUUUAAUUAAAGAACUUGAGGAACGUGGACAUAAACUAGGAAACAAAUUCUACAAUGUGGUUAACGCUGUGGAGAAAAAGGACGGCUACAUCUGUGCUGUGUCUGACGACAGGAAACUUGGAAAAGCAGCUGGUUAUUGACAAAACCAGUCAGUAAUGCUGGUCAUGGGGGUUGUUCUGAAAAUGAGUGAGAUCUUCCUGCAGCAGAAGUUGUUUGUUGUUCUUAAACGUCAUUGAACAACAGGCGAAGAAACGGGUUUAGUUUUCUGAGUGUUUGCUGUAACCUGGCUUUAUGUUACUGGAAUGAGCUGACAGACUGUACCAAGAUGUUAUCAGGGGAAAAAAACAUUUUUAUGUAGGAGAUGGUCUUAAAUAUUUUUGCCCUUUUAUUAAUGGUUUUUUAAAGAUGGUGAAGAGAAUGUACUAAUCCAAAUAAUCUCCACAGUUACUUCAUAAAUUUACCUGUAAAGAGGAUUCACUAAUAUAUAACAGGGACGGUUUGGUGGAAAUACUGCAUUUUAAAUAUUAGCUGUAAUUCCUUCUUUUAAUUGUACUCCACAGUUUAUUGAAUUUCUUGUGUUUGUUGCAAUAAAAUAUGAACAUUAUA
Molecule: messenger RNA, 1987 nt
Organism: Xiphophorus hellerii (green swordtail)
Lineage: Eukaryota; Metazoa; Chordata; Actinopteri; Cyprinodontiformes; Poeciliidae
Product: glutathione hydrolase 5 proenzyme-like
Exons: 12
Coding region: 139-1521 (460 amino acids)
Biological process (GO): leukotriene D4 biosynthetic process; inflammatory response; glutathione catabolic process
Cellular component (GO): plasma membrane
Molecular function (GO): glutathione gamma-glutamate hydrolase; leukotriene-C(4) hydrolase activity
Source: RefSeq, a predicted model, not a curated record